AUGAGUCUCAAAAAAGAUGAGGCAUAUCGUUGGAUGAGCGAAGAGGAUGAAUCAUGUAUCCAAGCUAUGCUUUUUGCUAGCUCACAUGUGUUCCCCACGAUCUUGAACACUGCGGUUGAGCUAAACCUGUUUGAGAUCAUCGCUCGAGCAGGCCCUGGUGCUUAUGUCUCACCCUCUGAGAUCGCAUCCCAGCUUCCCACCCAAAACCCCAAUGCACCUUGUUUUAUGGAUCGGAUGCUGCGUCUAUUUGCUAGUCACGGGCUUCUAUCUUACAGCCUGCGCACACUCGAAGAUGGCAGAGUUGAUAGGCUUUAUGGUCUCACUCCCGUUUGUAAAUUCUUUCUUAGGAGUGAUGAUGGGAGUUGUUUGGCUUCCUUAUCGACCCUGGGUUCCCACCGAGCUAUGAGGGAAGUUUGGCCACACUUGAAGGACGCCAUUCUUAAAGGUGGUAAUCAAUUCCAGAAAGUCCACGGGAUGAGUAUGUUUGAGUACAUGGACAAGGACCCGACACUAAACAAGGCCUUCAAUGAGGCAAUGGUUGGUCGCUCCACCAUAAUCAUGAAGAAAAUCGUGGAGACCUACCAGGGGUUUGAGGGAUUAGCAUCACUUGUGGACGUGGGCGGUGGAACCGGUGCAAACCUUAACAUGAUCAUUUCCAAGUAUCCUUCCAUCAAAGGCAUCAACUUUGAUUUGCCACAUGUUGUGCAAACUGCACCAACUUAUCCGGGUAAUAAUUAA
Vitis vinifera (wine grape) is the source of this 738-nucleotide messenger RNA. Its product is annotated as caffeic acid 3-O-methyltransferase-like. Bases 1 to 738 code for a protein of 245 amino acids. Lineage: Eukaryota; Viridiplantae; Streptophyta; Magnoliopsida; Vitales; Vitaceae. The record is from RefSeq and is a predicted model, not a curated record. The transcript is spliced from 2 exons. Gene Ontology annotation, molecular function: S-adenosylmethionine-dependent methyltransferase activity; protein dimerization activity; O-methyltransferase activity. Gene Ontology annotation, biological process: methylation.